AUGGCUCUGAUGAUGAAGGCAUUGCGUGAGACGAUUCAGAUGAUGACACCCCAGCAAUCCGGUAGUCUGUAUAACCCACGGUUUGACAGUUUUCUGCAGAGGUAUUUGCCAUCACAAUCUGAAGAUGGUACGUCUUCUCGGAGUAACACCGCCCAUCCUGACCUUCAUACACCGCCACAACAACAGUACCAGCCUCCUCCACAGUAUCCGCCAUAUAUGUCAUCGCAACAACCUCCGCAAUAUCAAAAUCAAUACAUGUUUGGACGCUCUUCCCAGUCUCAUCCACUAUAUUGUAACUUUACCGACUUUACAGGAGGAUCGAUGCAGCAUCCGCAGCCUAAUCUUAGGUAUGGUGAGGUUGGAGGUCCGUCGCAGCAGCAGCCAUUUUCUAGGUAUGGUGAACUUGGGGGCUCCUCGCAGCAGCAGCCAUUUUUUAGAUAUGGUGAGUUUGGGGGCGGGUCGCAACAACAGGAGCAACCUUUUUUAUCCACCCCGAUACACCCACGACCACGGGAUCAGUUUGGGGACCUCACGCUUGGACAAUCUUCACAGCAACAUUAUAUUCCUUCACUACCACAACCACUGCCACAAACACAGCCACCGCCACCGCCACCGCCACCGCCACAUCAGAAUGUUGAAGAUAAAGAUAAUUAG
Messenger RNA from Humulus lupulus (European hop), 654 nucleotides. RefSeq names its product glutenin, low molecular weight subunit-like. The record is from RefSeq and is a predicted model, not a curated record. The transcript has a single exon. Bases 1 to 654 code for a protein of 217 amino acids. NCBI's taxonomy places the organism in Eukaryota, Viridiplantae, Streptophyta, Magnoliopsida, Rosales, Cannabaceae.